This is a messenger RNA of Acanthosepion pharaonis, 1602 nucleotides long. The record is from the annotation of a GenBank genome assembly. Lineage: Eukaryota; Metazoa; Mollusca; Cephalopoda; Sepiida; Sepiidae.
AUGUUCUUGGUUCUUAUCAUCAUCACUAUUUUCAUCAUCAUCAUCUUCCUUUCUUCUUCUUCUUCUUCUUCUUCUUCUUCUUCUUCAUCAUCUUUUACUUCUUUUUCUUCUUCCUUUCUUAUUUUUUCGCUCAAUUCUUCUUUGCUUUUUCUUUUUUCCACCCAAUUCUUCUUCUUUUUCUUCCUUCUUUUUUCACCCAAUCCUUUUUCUUGCUUAUCUUUCUUCACUAUUCACCAAACUUUUUCUUCCUUUUUCUUCCUUUUUCUUUCUUCUUUUCCCCAGUUCUUCUUCUUCUCUUUCUUCUUUUUCACCCAAUUUAGCCAAAUUCUUCUUCCCUUCCUUUCUUAUUUUUUGGCCCAAUUCUUCUUUGUCCCUUUCUUUCUUCUUUUUCGCCCAAUUAUUUUAUUCUCUUUUUCUUUUUUCACCCAAUUCUUCUUCCUUUCUUUUUUUUAUUUUAUGACCCAGUUCUUCUUUUACCCUUUCUUCCUUCUUUUUCACUCAAUUUUUCUUCACAUUUCCUUCUCCUUUCCCCCAGUUCUUCUUCCCUUUCUUUCUUCUUUUCGUCUAAUUUAUCUUCUUCCUUUUAUCGUUUAUUUUCAUCCAAUUUUCUUCUUCCUUUCUUUUCUUUUUUGUACUGCUCCUCCUCUUCCCUUUCUUUAUCAAUUCGUAUUCCUCCUCUUCUCAGUUUUCUACUGCCUCAUUCUUCUUUUCAUGUUUCUCUUCUUCUUCUUCUUCUUCUUCUUCUUCUUCCACAUUUUAACAUUUUCUAGUUUCAUGUACCAUUUCUUUCUUCAUUCCUCUCCAUUUUUCUCCUCUUCCUUCUCUCAAUCAUGUUGUUUUUCGUCCUUCUUUCCUUCCAUUUUGUUUCACCUAAUCCAUCUUCUUUUCCCUCCUUUCAAAAUUUUCUUUUUUCUCUUCUUCCUUCUUUUCCUCUUCGUUUUACUCCACCACUUCUUUCUGCUUAUAUUAUUUUUCGCCUUUCUUUUUUUCUACUUUUUCAACAGAAUCUUCUUUUUCCUUCUUCUUUUUACCACCUCCUAUUACUACUACUACUCCUCCUCCUUCUUCUUCUUCUUCUUCUCUUUUCUUUUUUCUCUUCUUCAUCUUUUUCUCCACUUCUUCUUCUUUUUCUUAUUCUUCGUUUCAACAUUUUCUUCUGUCCUUUAUCCCUUACUUUCUUUUUUCCUCUUCGUUUUCCUCCACUUCUUCUUCUUCUUGCUCAUAUUCUUCUUCGUCUUUCUUUUCUUCUACUUUUUCACCAGAAUCUUCUUUUUCUCCUUCUUUUUCACCACCACCUCCUCCUUUUUUCUUAUCUUUUCUUCUUUUUCUUCAUCUUUUUCUCCUCCUCCUCCUCCUUCUUCUUCUUCUUCAUUUCAAUAUUUUCUUCUUUCUUUUUGGCCAUUACUCCUGUUUUUUCUCUUCGUUUUUCUCUACCUCUUCUUCUUGCUCAUAUUUUUCUUUUUUUUCACGAGAAUCUUUUCUUCUUUUUUCUUUUUCUCUUACUCCUACCCUCCUCCUCCUCCUCCUUCUUCUUCUUUGCCUCCCCUUUCCUAUUCUUUGCCCUUAUCCCAUUUUUCCACUCGAUUCUUUCUCUUCUUCUAA